This is a messenger RNA of Lottia gigantea (owl limpet), 726 nucleotides long. RefSeq lists its product as hypothetical. Lineage: Eukaryota; Metazoa; Mollusca; Gastropoda; Lottiidae. The annotation marks the transcript as partial. The transcript has a single exon. The record is from RefSeq and is a predicted model, not a curated record.
UAUAGAGCUUUUUAUUCCCCAUUGUCUAUCCAAUAUAGAGCUUUUUCUUCCCCAUUGUCUAUCCAAUAUAGAGCUUUUUAUUCCCCAUUGUCUAUCCAAUAUAGAGCUUUUUAUUCCCCAUUGUCUAUCCAAUAUAGAGCUUUUUAUUCCCCAUUGUCUAUCCAAUAUAGAGCUUUUUAUUCCCCAUUGUCUAUCCAAUAUAGAGCUUUUUAUUCCCCAUUGUCUAUCCAAUAUAGAGCUUUUUAUUUCACACUGUCUAUCCUAUAUAGAGCUUUUUAUUCCCCAUUGUCUAUCCAAUAUAGAGCUUUUUAUUCCCCAUUGUCUAUCCAAUAUAGAGCUUUUUAUUCCCCAUUGUCUAUCCAAUAUAGAGCUUUUUAUUUCACACUGUCUAUCCAAUAUAGAGCUUUUUAUUCCCCAUUGUCUAUCCAAUAUAGAGCUUUUUAUUCCCCAUUGUCUAUCCAAUAUAGAGCUUUUUAUUCCCCAUUGUCUAUCCAAUAUAGAGCCUUUUAUUCCCCAUUGUCUAUCCAAUAUAGAGCUUUUUAUUCCCCAUUGUCUAUCCAAUAUAGAGCUUUUUAUUCCCCAUUGUCUAUCCAAUAUAGAGCUUUUUAUUUCCCACUGUCUAUCCAAUAUAGAGCUUUUUAUUCCCCAUUGUCUAUCCAAUAUAGAGCUUUUUAUUUCACACUGUCUAUCCUAUAUAGAGCUUUUUAUUCCCCAUUGUCUAUCUAA